AUUGCAGUGACUGACUGCCCAAUGGCAGCCCCGAGUCUCAGGAGAGUUACAGAGAGAGGGAGAGAGAGAGAGAGAGAGAGGCACUUUCUGCCAUCCAAAUCCCUUAAACCAUCCUCAUUCCAACACGAGAACCCACUGUAACAACUUCCAACCACUGAGACAUGACAGGCAGGAGCCCAGAGGCAGCAGCAGCAGCGAGAGCAGCAGCAGCAGCACAUACUCUGCACAGGGAGCAGCAUUAGCACCAGGGGAAUACUAGACACAACAAUACAAACAAACAAACAAACAAACAGACAAAGCCCCCCCAAGCCCAAGGGACUGGAUUCCAACUCAGAUUCAAGCCACAGCUGACACCAAAAAGGGUGGGGAAUUACGACCGGGGGGGGCCAGAAAGGAAUAACCAAGGAAGCGAACUCCAAGAGUGUAAACGGGAUUCAGCCAUGAUCCUUUUUUCAUCUCGCAGUGUGUUACUCUCAGUGUAUUACCCUCAGAUUUUCCUCAUCCUUACCAGUGGGAGUUACCUAGCUUUGUCAUCCGUGGUGGCUUUAGGAGCUAAUAUCAUCUGCAACAAAAUCCCAGGCCUGGCCCCGCGGCAGCGAGCGAUCUGCCAGAGCCGCCCUGAUGCCAUCAUUGUGAUCGGGGAAGGGGCACAAAUGGGAAUCAAUGAGUGCCAGUACCAGUUUCGGUAUGGGAGGUGGAACUGCUCUGCGCUGGGAGAGAAAACAGUCUUUGGACAAGAGCUUCGAGUAGGAAGCAGGGAAGCUGCGUUCACCUAUGCCAUUACUGCUGCCGGGGUUGCGCACGCUGUCACGGCCGCCUGCAGCCAGGGCAACCUCAGCAAUUGUGGCUGUGACCGAGAGAAACAGGGCUACUACAACCAGGAGGAGGGCUGGAAGUGGGGAGGCUGCUCUGCGGAUAUCAGAUACGGCAUUGAGUUCUCCCGGAGGUUUGUUGAUGCCCGAGAAAUCAAAAAGAAUGCACGGAGGCUGAUGAACUUGCACAACAAUGAGGCUGGAAGAAAGGUUCUCGAAGAGAGAAUGAAAUUGGAGUGCAAGUGUCACGGAGUUUCAGGUUCCUGUACGACUAAGACCUGCUGGACCACGCUUCCUAAAUUCAGAGAGAUUGGAUAUAUUUUGAAAGAGAAAUACAAUGCUGCAGUGCAAGUGGAGGUGGUACGAGCCAGUAGACUAAGACAGCCGACCUUCCUGAAGAUCAAGCAGAUUAAGAGUUACCAGAAACCCAUGGAAACGGAUUUAGUGUACAUUGAAAAGUCACCCAACUACUGUGAGGAAGAUGCUUCCACAGGGAGCGUCGGUACCCAGGGACGACUCUGCAACCGUACCUCUCCCAAUGCGGAUGGGUGUGACAUGAUGUGCUGUGGAAGAGGGUACAACACGCACCAGUACACCAAGGUGUGGCAGUGUAAUUGCAAAUUCCACUGGUGCUGCUUUGUGAAGUGCAACACGUGUAGCGAGCGGACAGAGGUGUUCACCUGCAAAUAAUGGCAUCACGCGCAAAUGAACAGAACAAAUCACCACGAGUGAAGAAAGUGGAGUACAACAAACGACGACAGCAUCAUUUUGCACAUCUAAACUUCUUUGGGAAAAAAAAAAAACAACCAACCAACACCACAACAACCACUCCCUCCCCACUACUUACACUUCUAAGGAUGGUGCAUUUUGGCUGGCUGGCUGUUGUAACUGCUUUGGAAACAAGGGCAACAGGAUUAAGGUGAUGUUGACAACCACAUGAAACUUUCUCUCUCUCUCUCUCUCUUUUUUUUUUAAACUACAGCCUGGGUGUUGUAGAGUUCUCCUAGUAAGUGUUUUAAGUUAUACAUAUCAGAGAAGCUGACUGCCUUGCAGCUCCCAUGGAAUUUAAAAGAAAAAGACACUUUCUUCUAUUUUACAACAACAAAACCACCGAGCCCUGUGCAAAUAAAGACUUUUUUUAAGGAAAUGAAAUCUUCACUGACUAGAACACAGCAGUCUUGCUGCAAAAACCUAAAUUUCUAAGAAAGCAGGUAGCGAGAAAACAACUGGUAGGGAGACAAAAAUCUAUGGCGGAAAUACUCCACUAUCAGUUUGCAAAAAAAUAACGUUCACAAAAUUACAUCAGCUGCCAGUGACACUGGAACUCUUUGAAUGAACAUUAAAAAUAAUUAUUUAUGUUUUUAAUAGUAUCAAAAAAUUCUAAGCACUAACGGGUAGCUAUGUCUUAAUUCUGUACUAAAUGUAAACUUAUUGGAACUCUGACUUUAUGAUUUUUGUAUUUGGUUCUCCCUAAGUUCUUCAAUGCUACUGAUCUGUUGUCACUCCACUAUUAGAGAGUUCAAUUACUGUAGGCCUUAAGCAAUUACCAGAACUGAGCAAAAAGAUCAUGCAAAACUGUGGUUACAAAUGCUUGAUAAAGAAUUUUCUUGCUUGCCUCCUGAAUAAGAAUGACUCUUUUUAGACUCAGGCUCGAGGCGUGGAGCACCUGCUCUCCAGCUCCUCGUAGGGAGACAUGCUUCGACAAAUAUCAAAGGUUUUGCUUGGCCGUCAAAGGCACUGGCUGGAUCUUCCAAGUAUUGCAUUUUGCCUUUAACUAUUGAAAGUUAAUAUUACCGAUAGUUUUAAAUAACUUAUGCCCAGUAUGAACUGAGAAGUUAAUAAAAAUAUGGUAGCUGAGCUCUAGGUUGCUGCAACCUGUGAGCUGUGGUGGCUUCACGAGCAUAAGAAAGCUAUAAUUUGGGUUAGUCUGUGUCGUCAUUAUUCUAAGGUUGGCAAUAGCAUACUCCCUCGUAAAUACAUGAAUGUUAAGAAAGAAGCUGACUUUUUACACCAGCACUCAAUUCUAAUUCACACACCUUUUCCCUGCGAGAGAUU
This is a messenger RNA of Harpia harpyja (harpy eagle), 2867 nucleotides long. It is a transcript of the gene WNT7B, whose product is annotated as Wnt family member 7B. Bases 441 to 1502 code for a protein of 353 amino acids. The transcript has 4 exons. Gene Ontology annotation, molecular function: frizzled binding; cytokine activity. Gene Ontology annotation, biological process: multicellular organism development; cell fate commitment; positive regulation of JNK cascade. Gene Ontology annotation, cellular component: extracellular region. The record is from RefSeq and is a predicted model, not a curated record. NCBI's taxonomy places the organism in Eukaryota, Metazoa, Chordata, Aves, Accipitriformes, Accipitridae.